This is a messenger RNA of Populus nigra (black poplar), 1388 nucleotides long. RefSeq names its product glucan endo-1,3-beta-glucosidase 2. Gene Ontology annotation, biological process: carbohydrate metabolic process. The record is from RefSeq and is a predicted model, not a curated record. NCBI's taxonomy places the organism in Eukaryota, Viridiplantae, Streptophyta, Magnoliopsida, Malpighiales, Salicaceae. The annotation marks the transcript as partial. Gene Ontology annotation, cellular component: plasma membrane. Gene Ontology annotation, molecular function: hydrolase activity, hydrolyzing O-glycosyl compounds. The transcript has a single exon.
UCCAUCACCACCACCACCACAUUGGGCGUCACCUACACCUCGCCGCCGCAGCCUUCCCCUUCCUCUACACCAUCCCUCACAGCGGAUCGCGUCCUCUCCGCUCUCUCCUCCCUCAACAUCCACUCUCUCCGCCUCCCAAACCCCGAUCCUAACCUAAUCCGCUCUUUCGCUUUCACCAACACCUCUCUUUUCCUCUCCAUCCCUAACUCCCUCCUCCCUCCUCUCGCCGCCAACCGCUCACUCGCUGCCCGCUGGCUUUACGGUCACGUCCUCCCUUUCUACCCUCGCUCGAAGAUUUCUCUCAUUUCAGUUGGAGACGAUGCCGUCUCGCAAUUGUCUCCCUUUUUACUUCCUGCAAUCAGGAACGUGUACCUGGCACUCCGUGACCUCGGGAUUAAAAAAAUCUCAGUCUCCACGACUUUCUCUUUCGUGAACGUUAUUACGACGCCGUUUCCACCUUCUUCUGGUACUUUCCAAGAACCGCUUGGGGAAUUAUUGAUAAAGCCAUUGCUUCAGUUCUUGGAAGAUACAAAUUCAUCUUUCUUGGUGAAUCUUUAUCCGUAUAACUUGUAUAGGAUCAACUCUGAGAUUCCAUUAGGGUUUGCUUUGUUUCAAGAGCAUCCAUUCAAUUUUAGAGAUGAUUUGAUUACUGGAGUUAGAUACAGGAAUCUUUUCGAUAUGAUGGUGGAUGCGGUUGUAAGUGCACUUGCGGUGGCCGGACAUGAGAACCUUCCGGUGAUAGUGGCGGAGACUGGGUGGCCGAGUACCGGUGGAGAUCAAACUGAGGUUGAUGCGAAGCUAGAGUAUGCCGAGAUGUAUGUUAGGGGUUUGGUUGGGCAUUUAAGGUCUGGGGUGGGCACCCCGUUAAGGAAAGAAGGGGUUUCACAGGCUUACAUAUUCGAGUUGAUGGAUAAGGAUAAUGUGAAACAAGGGACUAGAAAUUGGGGGAUUUUGUAUGCGAAUAUGAGUAAAAAGUAUCAUGUUGAGUUCUCUGGUUGUGGUGGAAUUGGUGUGGGAAGGGUGCUUUCUAUGCGUGUUUGCUUGGUAUGGUGGUUAUUGGUUGGUUUCUUUCUUGUUUAGUGGAUUUGGGUGACUGGGAAUUUCUCCUGGUUUGUUUGGUGGAGUACUGGGAUUUAAGUAAACAGCUUUGUUUAGUACUGCUGUUGGAGAGCUAAAUGGAAAAUAGGGUUAAUUUGUUCCUGGUUUCUGCUUUCUGUUGGAUGGAUAGGGUUAACUGGUACCGCACACGUUUUUUGUUUACUGUUGUUGAGAUAAUAGUAAGUAGGAGUUGAUUCUAAGAAGUUUAGAUUUCUUCAAAUAGCCCAUUUGAUGUUGACAAAUGUUGGGUUUUUCAUGAGAUUUAGUUUGUGUUUUAGGAGGGCAAGUCA